AAGCGUCCCAUCGUCCCAUGUCCCAUUCACAUUCAACGAUGCAAUAUCGAAUAUAUCGGAUGCGGAGUAAAAAAGACGUAGCCACGUGUCACAAGGCCGAAACAUAUUUUGCUCGCGCGCCGAAUUUAUUCUUCUUUUUUAUCCGAUUCUGACCUCUGAUCUGUGAAGCAUUCGUGAACUUUGCGCGCCAGAAGGGAAGGAGGAUCGUCCGCCUUCAUUGCAAAACAAAGCCGAUUCACAGUUCGAUUCUCGAUCGUGUCAAACAUGGAUCAUCUGAUAGACAAUCUCCAACCACUUUUCACCACCAACGAUUUGGUCCUGUCCACCGAGCCGAGUUCCUCGGACGCGCGCAAUAAUGAAACUCAAAGAGGUGCUGGUAUCUUGGGAACUAUUUUUUUAAUUGUAAAUACUACUCUAGGAGCUGGAUUGUUGAAUUUUCCCCAAGCCUUUGAUAAAGCUGGUGGAGUAGGAACUUCUAUUUUAACACAACUUGGUUUCCUUGUGUUGAUCGUAGCUGCUCUAGUUAUAUUGGCUAGUUGCAGCAAUAGUACAGGCAUGGAUACUAUGCAGGACACAGUUGCUGGAUUAUGUGGAUCCAAAUCGCUUACUCUCUGUGGUAUCUGUGUAGUUGUUUAUAGUUUUGGGUGCUGUUUAACAUUCCUGAUAAUCGUUGGCGAUCAAUUCGAUAGAGUGUUUGCCACUUAUUAUGGUCUUGAUUAUUGUCAUACAUGGUAUCUAUCCAGAUCGUUUGUGACUGCUUUAUCUUGCAGUAUAUUCAUAUUGCCCUUAUGUUUCUUUAAAAGAUUGGACGUUCUGAGUUAUGCGAGCUGUGUUGGUUGCAUAACCAUCAUAUAUGUUGUAUGGUUAAUAAUUUACAAAAGUUUCAACGAGCAUAAUAGCAUUGUACCACCCAUAAAAAUCUGGCCAGACAAUGGAUACGAAGUUCUGCAGAUAGUACCCAUCAUUUGUUUUGCUUAUCAGAGUCAUAUGACAGCGAUACCAACUUAUGCCUGUAUGAAGGAUCGAAGCUUGUACAAGUUCACACUGUGCGCUAUCAUCAGUAUGUUGAUCUGUUUCAGCACGUAUAGUGUCGUCGGUUAUUUCGGCUACGCUACGUUCGGCAACGGUAAUGUUCCGAGCGAUAUCUUGCAAGGCUAUAGCGAUAAAAGUACCGUGGUGACUGUGGCAAUAAUCGCGAUUGCAUUCAAAAAUUUCACCACUUAUCCUAUCGUAUUGUAUUGCGGUCGUGACGCGCUUCUUGGUAUCUUCAAUGUGAAUGUCGAUCGACUCAGUGUCCGUGUAAUCGUUGCAUUGAUUUGGUUUGUUUUGUCAUUGGUUAUCGCCAUUCUGGUACCGGACAUCUCGCCAGUUAUUAAUUUACUGGGAUCGUUAUCUGCGAUGUUUAUCUUUAUACUGCCAGGCGUCUGUCUUUUACAAAAGGUUCUUCUCACAGAUCCAGAAUUGUAUUUAAAUAAGGAUCGUCUAUUGGUCAUUUUCGCAAUCUUGUUAACUGUAAUUGGAGCCUUCGUAAGUGGUGUUAUAUUCAUGGAGGCUCUUGAAGAUAUACAGAAGCCGUUGAUCAAACCACCAUUGGUUACCGGCUUCAGACAACUCAGAGAGAGUCUGUGCGUUUGAUAUUGCACAAUCUAAGAAACAUAGAAAUUAUCAAUGGUAAUCUAUUUAAUAGUGUGCCAUGUUCUCUCACAGAUCUCAUACACAAAACUUAAUUCAAACGAGAAAGCUGAUCUGCAUUUAUGUUUGAUAUAAUCUUUCAUUAAUGUUACAUUAAGAUAAGAAGACUAGUUAAGGUAUCAGAAAAAGACUGAUAUAUGUAUAUACAAUUUUUAUUAGUAAAUUUUUACCUAUGAAUGCAACGCGAAGGUGCGUGAAGAUGAUUGUUUUGAUACGUUUGACGUCUGUCGCCAAAAAGUGCUCAAUUGUAAAUAAUUCCACUAGUGAAUAUAAAUAAAAAAGGAACUCUGAUACUU
Pogonomyrmex barbatus (red harvester ant) is the source of this 1988-nucleotide messenger RNA. RefSeq names its product sodium-coupled neutral amino acid transporter 7. The record is from RefSeq and is a predicted model, not a curated record. Gene Ontology annotation, cellular component: membrane. NCBI's taxonomy places the organism in Eukaryota, Metazoa, Arthropoda, Insecta, Hymenoptera, Formicidae. Gene Ontology annotation, biological process: amino acid transmembrane transport. Gene Ontology annotation, molecular function: L-amino acid transmembrane transporter activity.